GCCAGUGGAGCCCAUCUCCGGCAGGGCUGGGCAGGAAGUGGGGCGGAGUCUGGGGCCCGCCGAGGUGGGAUCUGGUACCCCAGGACUGCUACAACCCAGACGAACCAACCCACCGGGAGAAGAUGCCUGGGGGUCCGGGAGUCCCGCAAGCCCCGCCUGGCGCGAUCUUCCUCCUCCUGAUCUCUGUUGCUGGCCUGGGCCCAGGGGUCCAGACCCUCUGGGUGCACUGGGGCCCGCCUUCGGUGACGGUGAUCGUGGGAGAGGAGGCCCGCCUCCCGUGCCUGCACAAUUACAGCCGCCCCGGCAGCAGCCCCAACAUCACGUGGUGGCGGAUCAUCCAGGGCAACUUUACGUGGCCCCCUCAGUUCCAGGGCGUGGGCCAGGGCCACGUGGGUGAGCUGGUCAUCUCAUCGGUGAACAAGAGCCACAGAGGCCUGUACAAGUGCCACGUUAAGGAAGACAGCACGGUACUGAGCUCCUGCGGCACCUACCUCCGUGUGCGCGAGCCAACCCCCAGGCCCUUCCUGGACAUGGGCGAGGGCACCAAGAACAACAUCAUCACAGCCGAGGGGAUCAUCCUGCUGUUCUGCGCUGUGGUGCCCGGGACACUGCUGCUGUUCAGGAAACGAUGGCAGAACGUGAAGUUCGGGGUGGACACCCGGGAUGACUAUGAGGAUGAAAAUCUUUAUGAGGGCCUGAAUCUUGAUGACUGCUCCAUGUACGAGGACAUCUCCCGGGGCCUCCAGGGCACCUACCAGGACGUGGGCAGCCUCCACAUUGGAGACGUCCAGCUGGAGAAGCCGUGACCAGCCCCUGCCUGCCAUGCUCCCAGCUCUGGCUUCUCCCUGGAACCAGCUCUUUUCACAAUCAUUCCUGGGAGUGUCCUGCAUCAACUUCCCCCUUGGGAGUGUCCCUUCUUCCUCUGUCUGUCUAGACUGUGCUCAUCACCUCCACACACCCUAACUAGUCCUCUCCGAGCUGCCUUUCCCAAGCCCCCACCCACUCGCCAGCCCCGCUGGUAAUGAGCCCUUAAUCACUGCCUCUAGGGGACUGAUUGUA
Miniopterus natalensis is the source of this 1059-nucleotide messenger RNA. It is a transcript of the gene RPS19, whose product is annotated as ribosomal protein S19. Gene Ontology annotation, biological process: translation; ribosomal small subunit assembly; B cell differentiation. The record is from RefSeq and is a predicted model, not a curated record. Gene Ontology annotation, cellular component: ribosome; B cell receptor complex; cytosolic small ribosomal subunit. Gene Ontology annotation, molecular function: transmembrane signaling receptor activity; RNA binding; structural constituent of ribosome. NCBI's taxonomy places the organism in Eukaryota, Metazoa, Chordata, Mammalia, Chiroptera, Miniopteridae.